Molecule: messenger RNA, 2020 nt
Organism: Conger conger (European conger)
Lineage: Eukaryota; Metazoa; Chordata; Actinopteri; Anguilliformes; Congridae
Gene: metrn
Product: meteorin, glial cell differentiation regulator
Exons: 4
Coding region: 228-1145 (305 amino acids)
Biological process (GO): glial cell differentiation; positive regulation of axonogenesis
Molecular function (GO): hormone activity
Source: RefSeq, a predicted model, not a curated record
AGUCAUGGAUCACUGACGUAGGAUAUGCGAAUACUGCAGGGCAGAUAUCGUCGCUGUUUCGUGGAUUGUAAACGCAGGAUGAGUUCGAUGUCGAACUAUGGAGCUUUACGAAUUGAUUGAUACUUACUAAGGAAGAUUUAGGCUGCUCUGUAAAUAGCCGAUAAUUAAUAUAUUAUCUACCACUUCUACUGCAAUCCGAAUUGCCCGAGUAACUCCCAGAGAGGAAAAUGCUGCUUUUCUGGCUUUACACGGUGUGGAUCCCGCUGCUAACAGUUUGUGACGGAGUUUUGUCCAGCUAUUCAGAAGACCAGUGCAGCUGGAAAGGGAGUGGUCUGUCUCAACAGCCUGGCAGUGUGGAACAAAUCUCCCUGCACUGCGCCGAGGGGUCCCUGGAGUGGCUGUACCCCAAGGGGGCGCUGCGGCUCACUCUGUCCCCUCGUCUGCCCUCCACAGCGGUGGGCCCGGGGGCCGGUGGGCCCGGUGGCUCUGGCCACGUCACCGCCUGUGUAAAACCCGCUGAGAACUUCCUCGGGGCCCAGCUCUACCUGGAGCGAGACGGCGUCCUGGAGCUCCUGGUGGGUGACCGGCCAGAUUCCCCCAGGCCGCCCCGGGUGCGCUGCUUCAGCCGGCAGCCCGGGGAGAAGGUGGCGCUCUUCCUGCAGGCCACCCCGCAUCAGGACAUCAGCCGCCGCAUCGCAGCCUUCCGCUACGAGCUGAGAGGGGUGUGGAACGCGCGCCUGUCCUUGGACUCCGACCCUGUGAACAAUGAAGGCGCCUGCAGACCCUGCAAUGACACUGAGAUUCUGAUGGCUGUCUGCACCAGUGACUUCGUGGUUCGGGGGAACAUUCGCUCUGUGGCCGAAAACGAGGACCUGCAUGUUUCUGUAAUCAAAGUCAGCUCAACCCGGGUGUUCCGACAGAAGUACGCCCUGUUCUCGGGGGCGGGGCGUCUGACCAAGGCGGGUGAGAUCCGCACCCUGCUGGAGUGCGGCGUCAGGAAUGGCGCCGGAAGCUUCCUCUUCACCGGCAGGGUUCACUUUGGAGAGGCGUGGCUGGGCUGCGCACCGCGGUACAAGGACUUCCAGCGAGUCUACAGUCUGGCCAAGGAAGCCAGACAGAUCCCCUGCGAGCUGGCGUCUGACUGACCCCUGCCCUUUUGCGUCCGCCAACCGGGAUCAGGGUGAGAAUGAACCGUGGGUGUGAACCGCUCCAGUGUGGCCCGCGUCGCCACAGUCUGGCAAGAGAGGAAGUCCAUGGUCACAUGGUGGAAGUCUCCUGUGUCUCACCCCAUUGGGCCCUUUGAUGUUUCUCACUGAAAGAUAAUGGGGAGGGACAGAAAUGGACGCUUUCGACAUGUUCCCAACGAGAAAUUCUCCUUCUGCUGAGCCCCUCUGAGAACCAGACAUAAAAAAAAAAAACCCAUUUCAGGUGAAGAGCUAUGAAGUUCUGACUUGCUGGGUUGUCCUCCAGUAAUGGACAUCAGAGUAUUGACAGAUACUCUCGUGUUCAGGAGGAAGAGCUGCAGUUUGGCUGGCAGGCAAGACAUUUCUAGAACCUUUUUGGAUAAUAAGAGAAAAUGAGAAAUGAGAAGAGAAAACAUUGAAGCUCACCACCCAGUAAACUAGCUACAUCUUCCACAGGUUACGCUCUGUGGCAAACAGGUCAAAGUACUCAGGAAAUAGACGACUUUGGUAUGUUUAUUAUAUCACCUUUGGAUGUGUACUGCACUGUUUAUAUCUGUGGGUGUCCACUAUGUUAUCCACCGACCAAAGCCCAGCUCAUUCCAUGAUGCGAGGCUGGCGUGUUAGAGAACAUUUUAAUUGUUUCAUGAGAUUCUUGAGUUUUUCAUGCAAAUUUGUUUUGAAACGGUCUAUCUUAACAUCUAAGAAGGUUUGCAGGAAAUCGUUCUUUCAUUGUUUUAUGAAAUGGUUGAGAACUGACACAUAAGUAAGCAACUCUCACCCCCUUGUACUCCAAUAUCUAAUUUCUGUAUUUGAGAGGACAAUGAUUUAUACUCAGA